This is a messenger RNA of Nerophis lumbriciformis (worm pipefish), 522 nucleotides long. Lineage: Eukaryota; Metazoa; Chordata; Actinopteri; Syngnathiformes; Syngnathidae. The record is from RefSeq and is a predicted model, not a curated record.
AUGAUGCAGAUCAGCAGCGAUUCAGCCACCAACAAGCACUCCCUCAUCAACGUCAUGCACCGCUUCAUCGCGGCGGCCAACAACAUGGACGAAACCAUCAUGGUGCCCAGCCUGCUGCGAGACAUGCCCCUGGAGGAGCAGGCCGCCAGCCAGACAGAAACCAAUAACAACAACAUUAACAACUGCCAAAAUGACGAUGAGGUUCAGUGUCCCAGCAAGCAGCAGAGGGACAUGUACGAGCACUACCUGCUGCUAAAGUCCAUCAAGAACGACAUGGAGUGGGGUCUGCUCAAAAGGGAGAUGAGCAGUGGCGCCAGCUUCCUGGAAAUGGCCGUCAAACAAGAGGAACAGCAGAAGAGCAUCAUGGGGGCACUUCCUCUGGAAGACAACGCCGACCUGGAACGCCAGUUUCACUUCCACCUGCGUGGACUCUUUGGGGUUCUGUCCAAGCUCACCUUGCAAGCGGAUCACCUCACCAACAGAUACAAGCGAGAGAUCGGAGGCGGAAACUUCACGAGAUAG